UGGAGCUGGGGCCGCGCGCCGCCCCCUAGGCGAACCCUGUGUUGUGCAAGCGAGCUGAUGGACGAAGAUGAGAAGGACAGGGCAAAGAGGGCGUCACGCAACAAAUCUGAAAAGAAAAGGAGAGACCAGUUCAAUGUCCUCAUUAAAGAGCUCUGCACGAUGCUGCAGGGCCACGGCCACCCUCUCAAGAUGGACAAGUCCACAAUACUGCAGCGGACCAUCGACUUCUUGCAGAAACAGAAAGACAUCACGGCACAGACAGAGGCCUGUGAGAUCAGACAGGACUGGAAGCCUUCGUUUCUUAGCAAUGAGGAGUUCACCCAGUUGAUGUUAGAGGCUUUAGAUGGAUUCCUCAUUGCACUUACCACUGAUGGGAUUAUUAUUUAUGUAUCUGAUAGUGUCUCUUCCCUUCUUGGACAUGUACCGUCAGAUUUGGUGGACCAAAAUAUAUUAAACUUUCUGCCUGAGCGAGAACAGAGCGAGGUGUACAAGCUCCUUUCAUCUCACGUGCUCAUGACGGAUCCCGUAGCAACUGACUUUCUCCACGCUGAAAAACAAAUAGAGUUCUGCUGCCAUUUAGCAAGAGGCAGCUUAGAUCCAAAUGAGCCCCUCACGUACGAAUAUGUGAAAUUUGUAGUGGAUUUUAAAUAUUUUACUCACGUGCCUACGCCUGCCUGUAAUGGCUUUGAGUCAGCUAUUGCACGAGCAUUCAGGUCAGCUACCGAGGACCAGAUUUGCCUCGUCGCGACUGUUCGUCUCGUCACACCACAGUUCUUAAAGGAGCUCUGCAACAUUGAAGAGCCGUGUGAAGAAUUCGCAUCAAGACAUAGCCUGGAGUGGAAAUUUUUAUCCUUGGACCAAAGGGCUCCACCUAUUAUAGGCUACUUACCUUUUGAGGUCCUGGGAACAUCGGGUUAUGAUUAUUACCACGCCGAUGACCUGGAGCUCCUUGCUAGGUGCCAUGAACACUUGAUGCAAUUUGGGAAAGGAAAGUCCUGUUACUACAGAUUCUUGACCAAAGGCCAGCAGUGGAUAUGGCUGCAGACGCACUAUUACAUCACUUACCACCAGUGGAACUCCAAGCCCGAGUUCAUUGUCUGCACUCACCUUGUAGUUAGUUAUGCAGAGGUUCGGGCUCAAAGGAGGCGAGACCUUGGCCUUGAGGAGUCAUCAGUUGAGCUAGCAUCAUCUUCUUUGAAGAGUCACAAUAGCUACGUAGACAUCAGGCAGUGUGGAAACAGCCAGGAAACCAGCAGGGAGAGAGUGUCUGUGUCGUCCCACAGCUCCCGCAGAUCUUCGCACACGGCCCUCUCUGACUCUGCAUCCACAUCAUCCAUGCGACACACAGAUGCCAGCACUCCCACCAGGCAGUCGGUGUCUCUGGGGCAGCCUGAGAAGACCUCCCUGAGGCUGGCUUCAAGUGGGAGCACCCAGGUGAUCGUAACUCCUCAGGCCCCUGCCGAACAUUUGACUCAGCGUCAGAUGGCCCAGCCAGCGAUGCCCGCUCAGCAAGCCACGAUGCCCGCUCAGCAAACCAUGAUGCCCGUGUACCACUUCCCGGCGCAGCUGGGGAUGAUGCAUCAGCUGAAGGAGCAGCUGGAAGAACGGACGCGCAUUUUGCAAGCGGACAUCAAGACGCAGCAGGAGGAGCUCCACGUCAUCAAGGAGCAGCUCCAGCUGGUGCAGGAUUCCAAUCUGCAGAUGUUGAUGCAGCAGCCCAUGCCCUUGGUGUUCAACAACGCGCAGCAGCAGAGCCCACAGAGGGCAGCUCAGCAGCAGCAGACAGGGGCAGCUAGGCAAACCGUGGCCAAGAAGUCUCAACAGCAAGGCCUGGGGGGCUCGAAACGCUACUGCAGCCCUCACUUACCGUCACCACGGCACUUCCACAGGGAACCUUGCGUCACCUCCUCCCAGGUGCAACAGCAGCAGCAGCAGCAGCAGCGGCAGCAGCAGCAGCAGCACGUAAUAAGAGGAAAUCAGACGCAGCAAACCUGCCUGCCAGUGCAAACCAGCAUUUCCGUGCCCCUCUACAACAACCCCAUGGUGUUCUCUCAGACUCAUCCCAUUACUCCUCCCACUCAGAUGCCAGCCGAAAUUAGUGACAGGCAGCCACAGUCUGACUAUGGCCAAGAUAGGAGCCUAAGGAUGUUGCUGGAUCAGCCUAUCCAAGCCAUGAUGCCCAGUGCUAAUGGGACUAGUCAGUCAGGACAGAGCAACGCUGGGAGACAACAAGGGAAAUUUGUUCCUGAACAGCAGAUGCUGCCUCCCCAGUUACAAAUGCCACCAAUUACGUGUAGCACAGUCAGAGCUCCUGCCCCUUCGCCUGCAUUUUCCCCUUCCGUGAUGAUCCCGCAUACGAACUUCACCUCCCACCAGACGCAUCCCCCCAUUCACCUCCCCCAGUGGCCACAGCAGCAAGUUCAACAGCAUCAGCUCUACCUGCAGAUGCAGACUCCCGAAUCAGUCCAGGGGAGUCAGAGUCAGCGCAUCUUCCAGUCAUCUCACCUCCCCCAGCAGACCAGCAUGGGGUACUUCCUCCAUCCUCAGCAACAAGCCCGCCACGCACAGGGUCAGCCCUGCAACCUGCAAGACCUGCCUGAAAUGCAGCUGCCGUGAAAGCCAAGCGGUGAAGAGGAGAGGAUGAUGUUGGUCGCAGCAGCUGUGCUGGGCACAAGCGAAGGGAAGGACAGCACUAGCUAAGGAGAGGAGGCCUUCCUCAUUCGCCUGAGUGGUGAGGCUCAGCCCGGAGAGAAGCGUGGCAGCCUGGGCCAGAGGCCCGGCAGGCAGGCUGUAAGAGCAUCUUGUUGAUCAGCAUUUUAAUGUAGUCAGUUCAGUGCUCGCUGGUGCACAGCAGCACUUCCAGCAGCCACAGAAAAGUGCGGAUCUGUUAAACAGCAGGGCAGAAGACAUGAAACUGUGAGUAGCCAGAACUCCCGCAUCUUGUCUUGUAGAGACGGAUUAAUACUUAAAGUGCUAAAAGUAUUGGGAGGACUCGCCGAGGAGGGUGUGGAGCUCCUGCCUGCCAAACCUAACGGACAAAAGCGGUUACACGCUUGAUUACCCAAAGGAUUUGCUUAGGGAGGAGAACAGCUACAAGAAAAACCAGUCAGUGGGUGUUAGUGGCAGGUACGAAGCCAUAGGUGCACAGCGUGGCAAUGCACUCAAGCUGGAAGAUGGCUUUCUAGCUGCAGGCGUGUUUUAUCAGGUCAUCACAAUGGUCACUUUGCAACUGAGAACAUCUUUUCAAUUCAGGGCAUCGACGCUCAUUUUAAAUUUUGCUGGAAGUCACUGUGAAUUGAAGACCAGCGUUUGGAAAACAUGCACGCACGCGCAUGCAUGC
Messenger RNA from Gavialis gangeticus (Gharial), 3340 nucleotides. Its product is annotated as neuronal PAS domain-containing protein 2-like. NCBI's taxonomy places the organism in Eukaryota, Metazoa, Chordata, Crocodylia, Gavialidae. Gene Ontology annotation, cellular component: CLOCK-BMAL transcription complex; nucleus; cytoplasm. The transcript has 21 exons. The coding region runs from base 58 to 2616 and encodes 852 amino acids. Gene Ontology annotation, biological process: regulation of transcription by RNA polymerase II; circadian regulation of gene expression. Gene Ontology annotation, molecular function: protein dimerization activity; RNA polymerase II cis-regulatory region sequence-specific DNA binding; DNA-binding transcription factor activity, RNA polymerase II-specific. The record is from RefSeq and is a predicted model, not a curated record.